CGCAGUGCCCUUUGCAGAGUUGCAAUUUCCAAGCCCUUCUGUUCGGGUGACUGUGCCCAGGUUAUGACGACUAAUCCCAAACCAAACAAGGCGUUAAAGGUCAAGAAGGAGGCGGGCGAGAACGCCCCGGUGCUCAGCGAUGACGAGCUGGUGUCCAUGUCGGUGCGGGAGCUGAACCAGCACCUGCGGGGCCUCACCAAGGAGGAGGUGGUCCGCCUGAAGCAGCGGCGGCGCACGCUCAAGAACCGCGGCUACGCGGCCAGCUGCCGCAUCAAGCGGGUGACGCAGAAGGAGGAGCUGGAGCGGCAGCGCGUGGAGCUGCAGCAGGAGGUGGAGAAGCUCGCCUCCGAGAACGCGAGCAUGAGGCUGGAGCUCGACGCGCUGCGCUCCAAGUACGAGGCCCUGCAGACCUUCGCCCGCACCGUGGCCCGCGGGCCCGUCACCCCCACCAAGGUGGCCACCACCAGCGUCAUCACCAUCGUCAAGUCCGCCGACAUCUCCUCCACCUCUGUGCCCUUUUCGGCCGCGUCCUAGUGCCCGGCCCGGGGUGGGGCCUGGGGGGCUGCGGCCGGGCAGGUGGUGGGCCCCUCCCUCGUGCCCAUCAGACGAGCCUACGGGGAGCAGACCCCUCAUCACCUGAGUCAAGCACAGACUCGCGGCGGGGCGGGGCUGCCGGCUGAAGAUGGGGUCGGGUGAGACCGUGUGCUGCACGCCUUCCCACACGCACGCACACGCAAACACGCACACGUAUGCACCUGGCCUUCCUCUGGGCCCCACCGGCUCUCUCCGGACCGUCCUUUUCUAGGGGUGUGUGUCUCGCGCCGGGGGCGUCGGGAUGUACGGAGGGAAGGUCCUUGGGAGGUUCCUGGCCCUGUGGCCCAGACGGUGGGGGCUCUGUCUUCCACCCAUCCCGAGAGUGGCCCGCUGUGGUCCACCACCCGGUGCGGGGACCCCCUCGCUGCCCUGAGCUCUGGUGCCGCAGGACGAACCAUGUGCUCCUGGUGAUGAAAAGCACCAUGACCCUGCUUUUAGCCUUACGGGAGACCUGCACCCCGCGAGGCGGAGGGAGGGCCGCCCGAGGGGCUGUGUGCGCGUGCACGCGUGCCCCGCGAUGUGCCAGCCAUCGCACCAGCGUACCAGCAGCACCGGGGCCUCGGGGGAGAGGCUCGGAAUGGCCGGUCACUGGGGGGCCUCCGGGGUCCAUGCGGCAGACAGUUGCAUGGGGGUUGGGAGCUUUGCCUCCGUCGGACCUGCAGAGGAGCGGUAGCUGCUGGGUGGGGAGGGGGGCAGCCAGCCGGGGAAGGUGGAGCCCUGCGCAGGGAGGGUGGCAGGGCCUGGGGGUGGGCGCGCGGCGGUUCUGUGCGGAAUGGGGGUGAGGUUGGCAGGGGCCUCGGGAGUGGGCUCUGGUUCUGCUGGAGGGGACGGGUGAGGUCUGAGGGUGAGGAGGGCGUGGUGACGAGGGAGGUGACAUGGCAGGGGCCCGGGACCCCCCUCCUGGGGGCACCUGGGCGGUCUCUUGGUGCAGAUGACAAGGGGACGCAGCUACCUUGGUGCUUAAUCCUCGCCUGGAACCUUUACUAGCUCUUUCUGGCACCUGGAGCCCCUGAUGACCUUGGUGACUCUUGCCGGGGCUUCCCUCCCCUGUGAGCCUCGAUCGAUCGGGGCUCCCAGCUCCCGUGUGCCGAGCUUGGACUGCCCCUUCCUGGCCCUGCUGGAGAGAGGCUGGGGCUGCAGGGUCAGGGGGUGGGCGUUGAGCUCAAGCUCCCGGCCUCCUCUUGGCCCUGCCACCCACCACCUAGGGAAACCCCCACCCCCAGCAAGCCAUGGGCCACCCACACAGGAAGAGGAGGAUUGGGCAGGGCAGAUGGCCCCAAGGGCUGCGUCCUCCUCCUGCGUCUGCUGUCAGGAGUGGCUGGGAAAGGUCUGGGACCCCCGCAGCAUUGCCGUGUGGCCUUCGCCUUGGCCUUGUCCUGGGGGAAGGUGAAAGGUCUGGGGUGUGCUGGAUCCUUACGGAGAAGAAGGCCCAGUGUGUUUAAAAAAAAAAAAAAAAAAAAAGAGUUGUUGAUACCAUAGCCAUGGUAGGUAAUCCACAUUGGAUAUCAAUAAGGACCAUGGGGAAAUAUUUAAAAGAAAGAAAGUAUAUAUAUAUAUAAAAUUAUAUACACAUUUUAUCGUACAGAUUUUUCGUAACUUUUCCUGUUUUUACUGUAAAUCCCUAAUAGAGCAGAGCUGCAGUUGGAGUAGGGUGGGGGUGGGAGCUGGUCACCCCCGCCCCCAGCUCUGGGGAGGGAGGCCCGGGCUGCCCGCCUGACACUUCCCUCUGCGUUCCCACCAGCCCUCGGGAGCGCCGAGGCCCCACCUGGGGGGACCUGGGGCCAGGGAAGGAAGACCAGAGCCUUCCCCGAGUGCUUUUCCUUUCAGCUCACCGAGAUUCCAUUGUCACAGGUUUAAUAUAUGGAUUUUUUUUAUUUAAGAGAAAGGGCAAGGACUUCUGUCCCUGGGGUUUGCUCCCCCUGCCUCCGGGGCUUCAGACGCGGGUCCUUCCUGGGGACGGGGCCUCCCGCUUCCUCGCCUCCGUCGCUCAGCUGCUCCAUUUCCAUAUUUAUUUUUGUGCUGCUUUUAUCAUGGUAUAAAUUAUUGAGAAGAGAUCCCACGUCGUGGUCCUCGUGCGUAGGACUCGUGCCCCGCGCCUGCCCUGUCCCCUCACGGCCACCACCUAAUUUAUUGCUGUACAUCUCUGCUGUGAUGCUUUUGUACCUUUGCAAUAAAGAGU
This is a messenger RNA of Neomonachus schauinslandi (Hawaiian monk seal), 2773 nucleotides long. RefSeq names its product MAF bZIP transcription factor K (gene MAFK). Gene Ontology annotation, cellular component: nucleus. The record is from RefSeq and is a predicted model, not a curated record. Gene Ontology annotation, molecular function: DNA-binding transcription factor activity, RNA polymerase II-specific; RNA polymerase II cis-regulatory region sequence-specific DNA binding. Bases 64 to 534 code for a protein of 156 amino acids. Lineage: Eukaryota; Metazoa; Chordata; Mammalia; Carnivora; Phocidae. The transcript has 3 exons. Gene Ontology annotation, biological process: regulation of transcription by RNA polymerase II.